This is a messenger RNA of Lontra canadensis (Northern American river otter), 1727 nucleotides long. It is a transcript of the gene RTP3, whose product is annotated as receptor transporter protein 3. The record is from RefSeq and is a predicted model, not a curated record. Gene Ontology annotation, cellular component: cytoplasm. The coding region runs from base 456 to 1571 and encodes 371 amino acids. Gene Ontology annotation, biological process: protein insertion into membrane; detection of chemical stimulus involved in sensory perception of bitter taste; protein targeting to membrane. Gene Ontology annotation, molecular function: olfactory receptor binding. NCBI's taxonomy places the organism in Eukaryota, Metazoa, Chordata, Mammalia, Carnivora, Mustelidae. The transcript is spliced from 2 exons.
CUUAAGGCCGUAUCUAAAUGUGCUUGGUAACUAGUAAAAUCCUCCAGGGGUUAUAGUUUAAGUAAUACAUUGUUCUGAGGGGCAGUUGCAUCUCUCCAUCAUUUCCAGAGGCUUCUGAGGUAAAGAAUGUAUUCCGGGUUACAGGCAAGUUAUCUGCUGAUCCAAUCCCGAGUCCGGAGCUUUCCCUUGGUCAUAUUUUAUUGGAUGAAACCAUGCAUUCCGUGUCUUUGGAAAUUCCCCGUGGAGGAGGCUAGCGCUCGCUAGUCCACUGAACUGGAAGCCAGAUUCAACUGACCUUUGUCUUUGAGGCAAAGAUCUGGUCCACUGGCCCAGGUCAUGUACACAAAGGCGGGUUCCAGCCCUUGUUCUUUAAAGUAGGAAACCUCGUGUCCUGCUGCAGACCUGUCAGAGCCUCCCAGAGAUCCUGAGGUACGCAGCUGUCCACACAGCAUACCAUGAAUCAGAACAUGGAGCUAUGGAAGCAAGUGUUCCAGGAAUUAAUCCAGGAAGUGAAGCCAUGGCACAAAUGGACCCUGACAGAAGACAAAGACCUUCUUCCCAACAGCCUGGAGCCGGGCUGGUCACAGUACCAGCAGUGGGCCUUUGCCAGGUUCCAGUGCUCCUUGUGCUCUCGCAGUUGGGCCUCUUCUCAAGUUCAGGUUGUUUUCCACAUGCACAAGACUGCGGGGAAACCCAGGGGCAAUGUGAAGAUGAGGGUCUUUGCCCAGAGAUGUCAGAAGUGCCAUCAGUCUCCAUUUGAGGUUCCCGAGUUCACAAAAGAGAACAUCUCCAGGAUCCUGAACAACCUGGUAUUCCGAAUUCUGAAGAAAUGCUACAGAGAAGGAUUUAAGUCGAUGGAGGAGAUCCCUACCGUCAGGGAAAUCACUCCUGAAGGGCCGCAUGACAGUAACAACUGCGAGGCAUGUCUGCAGGGCUUCUGUGCCCAGAGUGGCUUCAGUGAGGCCGUGCAGUCACCUGUGUCCCCAUCACUUCCUGCCAUAAGCUCACCUGCUCUUGGGACCACCAUUCCCAUGCCCUUUCCCAGUAGAAGUGGCACCACAGUGGACACAGUGAAGGGGAACAUCACCGCGGACAGAGUGAGGGGGAACAUCACCGCGGACGCAGUGAGGAGGAACAUCACCGCGGACGCAGUGAAAUGGGACAUCAUCACCGCGGACGCAGUGAGGGGGAACAUCACAGCGGACAGAGUGAGGAGGAACAUCACCGCGGACGCAGUGAAGAGGGACAUCAUCACCGCGGACCCAGUGAGGGGGAACUCCACAGUGGACAUACAGAAGUGGAACGCCAUGGCAAACAAAAGAAAGGCUUUACCCCAACCUUGGCAUCCUGAGUCCAGGGAGGCUGCAAUCUUCCCCACCCACUGGAGCCCGAGAGCAAACACCCAACACCAUGUGGAGACGAGAAUCCACGUCAGUACCCGUAACGAGGUGCUCUAUCCCCACACAGCCCCGAAUCCCAGGUGCAAGAACUUGAAUGUUUGCUGCUGUUUUUUCAUUCUGAUUAUUGUCGUGGUGAUUAUCGUAGAGACCAUUCAGUGGACCUCCACAUGAUGCCAAGUUCAAAGUCAUGUAGUAUGAUCCCACGGAAAGGAAAUACCCAGAAGAGGUAAAUCCAGAGACCGGAAGUAGCGUGGUGACUGCCAGGGGCUGUGGGGAAAGGGAUUAAUCUGUAUGGGGCUUUUGGGGGACAGAAGGUGUGUGGUGAUG